This is a messenger RNA of Morone saxatilis (striped sea-bass), 935 nucleotides long. Its product is annotated as transmembrane protein 244-like. Bases 90 to 548 code for a protein of 152 amino acids. Lineage: Eukaryota; Metazoa; Chordata; Actinopteri; Moronidae. The record is from RefSeq and is a predicted model, not a curated record. The transcript has 6 exons.
GGUUGGUAGGGGGGGGAUUAACGGGGUCGUGAAUCGUGUUGCAGCCUGCAUUGUUUUGUAAUAUAACAUCCAAGUACAAAAACCAUGAGAUGGCAUUUAAAGGCAAAGCGGUCGACUCGAAGACCGUGCUCUUCAAUCUGCUGCUGUGUCUGCUCAUAUUUUACUCUCUUUUCUACAUGAUUGGGAGUGUGUGCUUCGGUGCCUUCAGGUUGGAUCACUUUGACGGACUGAUUCCAUUCGACUUUAAGACCGAACCAACUGAAUCUAACUCCAAAUACUUGGUGAACCUCCUGUCCUUGGAGCUCACCUACUUUUGCAGCGGCCUUUUGUUUGCUGCAGUGGUGCGGAGGCGAGUCUGGGACUACGCCUUCACUGUUACACUGCUGCAUGUAAUGAUCACCAGCAUAGUGAUGUGGGAGUUUCCAAUGGUGUGGCAGUGGUGGCUUGCUUUAGGUAGCGGCUUGUUUCUGAUGAUCUGUAAUGGUCAGCUGAUAGCUUACUUCACCUGCCAGAGCGACCAGAGCUACGCCUCCUUCAGCAUCUACUGACAGACCGAAAACUACUCUGUGUACAAAACUCUGUUUCACAAACAGUCUGGUGAAGUGAGGUAGAAAGGAUUAGACAAGAUGCUCUCUUCCUGGAGACACCCAUUAGAUUCUCCAUGGUGAUGGGCUUUUUCUGUUUGUCACUAAAAAAAGACUACUUACCAUUACACAUAGAGUCAGAGCUGGGUCCAAUUUGUGUUGUUCAAGGAGAUGUUGUCUGUACUUCGCUUCUAAUGCACUGUGCCGGAUUUUAAGGCACCCGUGAGGUAUUUUCAGUACUUUUGUAAACUGUGAAUGUAAUGGCAGAAUGGGCAAGUUGCAAUACACGUUUGUUGUAUGUGUUAAAGACGUACAUGUAAAGUGUUAAAAAUAAAAGUGCUUUAGACUGAG